Molecule: messenger RNA, 12072 nt
Organism: Stegostoma tigrinum
Lineage: Eukaryota; Metazoa; Chordata; Chondrichthyes; Orectolobiformes; Stegostomatidae
Product: phospholipid-transporting ATPase ABCA1-like
Exons: 51
Coding region: 153-6962 (2269 amino acids)
Biological process (GO): lipid transport; transmembrane transport
Cellular component (GO): intracellular membrane-bounded organelle; membrane
Molecular function (GO): lipid carrier activity; ATP binding; ATP hydrolysis activity
Source: RefSeq, a predicted model, not a curated record
GGGAAGAGAGAGUGCGCUCGAGGCUGAGCGCAGGAGGUAAAGAGCAGGGUUAAAUACCUCAGAAUCAGGGCAGCAUGGCGCUAGGGACAGCUACAUGCUGAAAGCAACCAAAAAAGGUGACCUCUGCUAUCUAAUGCACAAUAAAGUCAAAAAUGAGCUUCUGGAUACAGCUUGGGCUCCUCCUUUGGAAGAAUUUCACCUAUCGGAAAAGGCAAAUUGUUCAGCUGGUUAUUGAGAUUCUGUGGCCUCUCUUCCUCUUCUUUAUAUUAGUCUCAGUGCGGCAGUCCCAUCCAUCAUUUGAGCAGAAUGAAUGUCAUUUUCCAAACCAUGCAUUACCAUCAGCAGGGAUGCUGCCAUGGAUACAGGGAAUCAUCUGUAAUAUUAAAAAUCCUUGCUUCCAGCAUGCUACCCCAGGAGAAACUCCAGGAAAUGUGGGGAAUUUCAAUCAAUCCAUUCUUUCACGUUUGCUGUCUGAUGCUCAAAAGGUGCUACUUCAAGCUAAUCAGGACCACAUUUUACAAAGCUUCAAUCAACUUCUCAGAGCAUUGAAAAAGCUUAAUGAAGACAGCCUUCCAUUGUCUGGUCUGCCAAUCAAAGAAUAUCUGCGGAAGAAUCAGACCCUAUCUGAGUUUUUCCUGAACAAUGCAUCACUUCCCACAGAGGUGAUCAAUGAUUUAAUGGCAGCAAAAUUAAAUCUCAAUCAGAUAUCCCUUGCUGGUUCAAGGGAAAGUUUUAAAGAGAUUGUUUGCAACGUAUCUCAUCUCUCCGGUUUCUUGGCUACAAAGAAUAAGAAGGCAUUCAACCGUUUACAGAAGAAUCUGUGUGCCUUACCAGAGAGAACACUGCAAAAAGCAACAACUAUUUUUCUUUCCGAGGUCAACUUCUCCAAACUCUUGGCGGAGAGGGUUACAUUUAGUGCUGGGAAUGCACUUGAUGCAUCUAAUGCCCUUAACAGUUUUAUACACAGAGUGGGAUCUCUUGUGCAGCAGUUUUCCAAUAUGACCAGCUUUUCGGAAUUCCGGGAUGCAGUUCAGUGGUUAACUAGUCCAAACGCUACCAGAUCACCAACGAUGAUGUUUCAAACAAUAUCAAAGAUUGUUUGCGGGCAUUUGGAUGGGGGUGGCUUGCAGAUACCUUUCCUGAACUGGUAUGAAGAUGAUAACUACAAGGCCUUCUUUGGCAGGAAUAGCACAGAUGAGAAAAUCAUCACUUUUAGCAAUUUAACAUCACCUCACUGUAAUGAUCUCCUUAAGACUCUCGAAUCUUACUCUUCGAUUAUGUGGAAAAGUAUCAAGCCAUUAUUUGUAGGGAAGAUACUGUACAGUCCAGAUACUGCAGCUACGCUGAAGAUAAUGAAAGAGGUGAACAGAACAUUUGAGGAUCUAAGCUUGUUGCAAGAGGUACAUGGAGCAUGGAAUGAAGCUGGACCCCAGAUCUGGAAAUUUAUGGAAAGUAGUCAGGAAAUCCAUCUCCUUCAAGAAAUGUUGAGGAACCCUGCUAUCGCUACCCUUAUUGAUCUACAACUUAAUUCUACCUCUUGGACUGCCAAAAGUAUUGCCAACUUUCUGUCGAGCCAAAGUCAAGAGAGUGAGAAUUCCAUUUACACCUGGAAACAAGCUUAUGAAGAAUUAGAUCAAGUGGUCAAAUCUUUCUCCCAGGUCUUUGAGUGCAUAUCUCUGAAUAAACUAGAAGCUGUUCCGACUGAAGAAAAAUUAGUAGCCCGGGCAUUGCAGCUUCUGGAGGAGAGACAGUUCUGGGCUGGAGUUGUAUUUUUGGUUGAUGAGCCAACAGGUGAUGAGUUUCCAACCCUUCAGCCCCACAUCAAAUACAAGAUCAGGAUGGACAUUGAUUAUGUUGCUCCAACUCACAAAAUCAAGGACAGGUUUUGGGACCCAGGACCUGAAGCACUCACAAUUCGGGACCUGCAGUACAUCUGGGGAGGAUUUGUUUACAUCCAGGAUUUGGUGGAACAGGCAAUUAUUCGAGUACAGACCAACGAACACAAGCGGACUGGGCUUUACUUACAACAGAUGCCAUAUCCGUGCUAUGUAGAUGAUGGCUUCUUGCGAGUUUUGAAUCGUUCGUUGCCCCUCUUCAUGAUCCUGUCUUGGAUUUACUCAGUAGCAAUGAUAGUCAAGAGGCUGGUUCAUGAGAAGGAGGCCCGACUAAAGGAAACAAUGAAGAUGAUGGGACUGUCCAAUGGAAUUUUGUGGGUCAGCUGGUUCAUCAGUAGUUUCAUCCCUUUCCUCAUCAGUGCUGCUUUUCUCACAUUAAUCCUGAAGAAAGGAGAGAUUCUCCCAUACAGCAACCCCUCUGUUAUAUUUGUAUUCCUUGCAACCUUUGCUGUUUCUACCAUCAUGCUGUGUUUCCUGAUCAGCACAUUCUUCUCUGGUGCAAACCUUGCAGCCGCUUGCGGUGGAAUCAUCUACUUCUCCCUCUACCUCCCAUUUGUCCUGUGUGUGGCAUGGAGAAACUCGGUCACUUUCCCACUCCAAAUAUUUGUGAGCCUGUUAUCUCCAGUUGCGUUUGGUUUUGGAUGUGAAUAUUUCUCUCUCUAUGAGGAGCAAGGAAUUGGUAUCCAGUGGUUUAAUCUUGCCUCCAGCCCUGUAGAGGGUGAUGCAUACAAUUUUACUAUUUCUAUCAUCCUCAUGUUGUUUGAUGCUCUCCUGUAUGGCCUUGCAGCAUGGUAUAUUGAAGCAGUGUUUCCAGGUCAAUACGGAGUUCCCAAACCCUGGUAUUUUCCUGUCCUCAGGAGUUACUGGUGUGGAGAGUUCUAUUGUAAUGAGGAUUUGUUUGAAUUCCCUGAUAACAGCAGCACCAAUAAAGUCCAUCUGGAGCAGGAACCAACUCACCUCAAGUUGGGUGUGUCCAUCCAGAACUUAGUGAAGGUUUAUGGAAAUGGGAAGAAAGUGGCUGUAAAUGGACUUAGCGUUAAUUUCUAUGAGGGGCAAAUCACCUCAUUCUUGGGGCAUAAUGGAGCUGGAAAAACAACUACCAUGUCUAUCCUGACUGGAUUGUUCCCACCCACCUCUGGGACAGCAUAUAUUCUGGGCAGAAAUAUCUUCACAGAGAUGGAUACGAUCAGAAAGUCACUAGGGAUGUGUCCACAGCAUAAUGUACUUUUUGACAUAUUGACUGUGGAGGAGCACAUCUGGUUUUAUGGAAGGCUGAAGGGGCUGACUGAGGAGGAGGUAAAUGAAGAAAUGAAGUUGAUGAUUGAUGAUGUGGAUUUGGCGCACAAACGUCGAGAACAAACAAAAAAUCUCUCGGGUGGCAUGCAACGAAAGCUUUCAGUCGCCAUAGCAUUUGUUGGCAGGUCAAAGGUUGUUAUUUUAGAUGAACCAACUGCUGGUGUUGACCCUUACUCGCGCCGAGGAAUAUGGGAGCUCUUACUUAAAUAUAGGCAAGGCCGCACCAUAAUAUUAUCGACCCAUUACAUGGAUGAGGCGGACCUCCUCGGGGACAGAAUUGCCAUCAUCUCCCAUGGAAAGCUCUGCUGCUGUGGCUCUUCACUGUUCCUUAAAAAUCAUUUAGGAACUGGCUAUUACCUGACUUUAGUGAAAAAAGAGAAUGACAAGACAACGCCAGCCAGCUCCAGCAGCACCACAAUUGGUCUGAGGAAGGAUGACAGUGAUUCUGAGAGGAGCUAUGAUACUGGGCUUGGCAGUGAACAGUACAGUGAACCUGGUGCAUUGGAUGUAUCAACUGUCCUAGCGCUGGUCCAGAAAUAUGUAUCCAAUGCCCGUCUGGUGGAAGAUUUUGGGCACGAAAUGACUUUUAUUCUACCCUAUGUUGGUGCAAAAGAUGGUGCUUUUGUGGAACUCUUCCAGGAAUUGGACAGCCAUCUCUGUGAACUUGGAAUUUCCAGCUAUGGGAUCUCAGACACCAGCCUGGAAGAGAUUUUUCUCAAAGUGGCUGAAAACACUGGAGUGGACAGUGAUAUUGCAGAUGGAAAUGUUCCCAUUAGAAGAGUCAGAUGUUCAAGGUCCAGUGAGCACACGCUGCAGCCAGUUAGUGAGGAAGGGGAUUUUGAACUACCUGACACAGAACCUGUAAAAAGGAAAGGUCGAAGGAAAGAACCCAAGGAGACUGACUUUAUGCAGUGUAUGGAAGGCAGAGGUUCAUACCAAUUACGUGGCUGGCAGCUCACCCGACAACAGUUCCAUUCCUUGUUCAUCAAGCGCUUCCUGUAUGCCCGCCGAAGUCGAAGAGGACUUUUUGCUCAGAUUGUGCUGCCUGCAUUGUUUGUGUUUAUUGCUCUGUUCUUCAGUAUGAUUGUGCCUCCAUUUGGGAAAUAUCCACCAUUAGAACUGAGUCCCUGGAUGUAUGGAGAACAGUACACUUUCAUCAGUGAUGACUUUCCAGAGGAUCCCACCACUCGCGAUCUGAUCAGCGCACUCCUCAGUGACCCUGGAUUUGGCACCAAGUGUAUGGAAAGUGGAACAAAUGAAAGUAUGAAGUGCCAAGAAGGUGGAACUGAUUGGAUAAUUCCCCAAGUUUCAGAAUCAGUCCUGAAGAUCUUCCGCAGUGGUAACUGGACUAUGCAAAAUCCAUCCCCUGCUUGUCAGUGCAGCUCAAAGAAGACCCAGAGGAUGUUGCCUUUGUGUGGAGAAGGAGCGGGAGGACUCCCGCCCCCUCAGUUACAGCGAAAUACUGGGGACAUUCUUCAGAAUCUAACUGGCAGGAAUGUAUCAGACUACCUCGUGAAAACCUACCCCCAGAUCCUUAGUAAAAGUCUGAAAACUAAGAAGUGGGUGAACGAGUUCAGGUAUGGAGGAUUCUCAUUGGGAGCACGAAGUUCCCAGGUUUUACCUUCGCUGAAUGAAGUUAAUAUCUCCAUUAUUGAGAUCAGGUCACGAUUGAAUGUCACAAAGGAUAGUUCUACGGACCGACUGCUUGGAAACAUUGGAAACUUUAUUGAAGGGCUGAACACAAAUAAUAAUGUGAAAGUCUGGUUCAACAAUAAAGGCUGGCAUGCCAUGGUGAGUUUUGUGAAUGUUAUGAGCAAUGCAGUGCUGAGAGCAAAUCUUCCACCAGGAAAGGAUCCCAGAAUGUUUGGGAUUACUGCAUACAAUCACCCACUGAACCUGACCAAAGAACAGUUCACUGAAGUCGCACUGAUAGGUACCUCUGUUGACUUGCUCGUCUCCAUUUGUGUCAUCUUUGCCAUGUCCUUUGUGCCAGCCAGCUUUGUUCUCUUCCUCAUUGAAGAACGUGUCAGCAAAGCCAAGCACCUUCAGUUUGUUAGUGGUGUGAAACCUGGCAUUUAUUGGCUUGCUAAUUUUGCAUGGGAUAUGUGUAAUUAUGCAGUGUCAGCAACGCUGGUAGUCGUUAUCUUCAUCUGCUUCCAACAGAAGUCUUAUGUAUCUGCCCCCAAUUUGCCAGCACUGAUCCUCCUGCUGUUCCUUUAUGGCUGGUCCAUCACUCCCCUCAUGUAUCCAGCAUCCUUUUUGUUCAGUAUCCCCAGUUCUGCCUAUGUGGCGCUAACCUGUGUAAAUCUGUUCAUCGGUAUCAAUGGCAGCGUGGCCACGUUUGUCCUAGAGCUCUUCCAUGACAAGAAAUUGGAUGAGGUCAAUCAAAUCCUGAAAAAAGUUUUCCUUAUUUUCCCACAUUUCUGCCUGGGCCGAGGUAUGAUCGACAUGGUGAAGAAUCAAGCUAUGGCAGAUGCAUACGAGAGGAUUGGGGAGAAGAUAUUCACAUCUCCGCUCUCCUGGGACCUGGUGGGAAAGAACCUGUUUGCCAUGGCUGUCCAGGGAGUCAUCUUCUUUUUAUUCACAAUCCUACUACAGUACAAAUUCUUCUUCAAAAUGAGAUCUCUGUCUUUAAAACUUCCACCAUUGGAAACAGAAGAUGAGGAUGUAGCUAGAGAGAGGCAAAGGGUUACAUAUGGUGGAAGUGAUGGUGACAUUCUAGUCAUCAAGGAUCUCACCAAGGUUUACAGAAGGAAAAAGAAACCAGCUGUGGACCGACUAUGUGUGGGAAUUCCUCCUGGAGAGUGUUUUGGACUUCUGGGAAUCAAUGGAGCUGGGAAAACAUCCACAUUUAAGAUGCUUACAGGUGACACAGAUGUCAGCAGCGGUGAAGCCUUCCUUGAUGGAUAUAGCAUUCUGUCUAACAUCCAGGAUGUGCAUCAGAACAUGGGAUACUGCCCUCAGUUUGAUGCUGUUAACAAACUGUUGACGGGUCGGGAACAUGUAGAAUUCUACUCACGGCUACGUGGCAUUCCUGAGCACGAGGUUGCUAAGGUCACUGAAUGGGCUGUGAAGAAAUUAGGACUCUCUCGCUACGCAGACAGACCUUCUGGGACGUAUAGCGGAGGCAACAAGCGGAAAUUGUCAACUGCCAUUGCACUGAUUGGAUGCCCACCAGUCAUCUUUCUGGAUGAACCUACGACGGGAAUGGAUCCCAAGGCCAGGCGAUUUCUCUGGAAUUGCAUCUUGAGUGUGAUCAGAGAAGGGAGAUCAGUGGUACUCACCUCACACAGCAUGGAGGAAUGUGAGGCACUGUGCACGAGGAUGGCCAUCAUGGUGAAUGGGCGAUUCCGCUGUCUUGGCAGUGUGCAGCACCUGAAGAGCAGGUUUGGAGACGGUUACACCAUCAUCCUGAGGAUGGAUAGUACCACGCUGGAUUCAUCUAAUGUUGAGGAAUUCAUGGUGUCCACAUUCCCAGGCUGUGUGUUGAAGGAAAAGCACCACAGCAUGUUGCAGUAUCAGAUACCAACGGGGUGCUGCUCCCUGGCCAAAAUCUUCAGUGCCCUCAUGACCCACAAAGAAAAACUGAAGAUCGAAGACUAUUCAGUGUCUCAAACUACAUUAGAUCAAGUAUUUGUCAAUUUUGCCAAGGACCAAAGCGAAGACUACUAUUUGAAGGACAUUUUCACACAUGGACCCCAAUACCAGGAUACAGUAAAGCGCAUCACAAAUUUUUUAGCAGAUGAAAACAUGAGGGAGAGUUCAGUAUGAUCCAGGUAUAAGCAAAUCCACUUUCUACCUGCAAUGCAAAUGACAGAUUCCAAAUGCAACAAGUUCAAGGGUGUUCCAGGACUGAACCAUCUGUAACUGGACGAUCAACAACCGAUUCCUCAACUACGGACCUACCUUCCCUGCCCCUGUUUCAAGUUACCAUUAAUUACCGUCUGAAAAAAAAACUUCUAUUCCUAACCUUAAAUCUUUCUGGAUUUGUAUGAACAAUGGCUGAAACGUACAAACUGUUAUAUUUACACAGUUUCUUCAUAUCUUUUAGUACAUUUUGGAUUUUUUUUAGCUCUUGCAGCUGAAUUGUUUACAUUGCAGUUUUGUCUGGAAUUUUCUGAAACAGGAAAAAAAAAUGAAAAAAAAACUCAUCUCCAUAUGUAGCAGUAAACUUCCACCCCUCCACUCCUAAUGGUUUCGCCCUGCCAGAGUGAGCCAUGGUAUUUUGCUUCUUUGAUGAUAAGGGGAUGUUAUACUGCUAGAUGUGGAGGGAGAGUGAGAAAUGCAAGGAUUAAAGGCUUUUUUAAAAUGUGCACUGGGUAGGGUAUGGGCUAAUAAAAUUAAAAUAGGAUUAGAUUGGCCCAUUACACUGGAGGUAUUUGAGAUUCUCUCCAUUCCUUACCUAAACUGCUAUAAGAUGGAAUAUUGCUAUCAGUCUUAGCUACAUGCUACCCUCAAUGACCAUUGACAUCACUAUCCCAAAAUCUAGAUUUUGUUCAGUUUUGUGUGCAUCUGAUUUUCAUGUACUCAGUGUAAAUGGAAACAAUGUAGUUUUCACACGGAAUAGAACAUAACCACAGCACUCUCACCUCUGACUUAGAAGGCUGUGGGUUUGUGUCCCAGUUCAGGGACUUUCAGUUCACACAGGCUUACAGUUCUUGCUGUUCAAAAAUAAAAUGUUCCAAUUUUUAAAGCAAUUAACAAAUUAUAUCUCUGAAUAAAGCACCUUUUUAAAAAGAAAAUCACAGUUUACAGUACAUGCCUGAUAUACAAACACUGCUUGACCAGUGCAAUUCUGACCACCAGGCAUGUGUCUUACACAUAUGUUUAAAAUCACUAUCUUGCACCCCUUCUAACAUCGUUGCUGGGUGUGCAUACUUCAUUCUGAGUCCAGAUAUUUAUUUGAUCUCUGGGAUUUACUUGCAGGAUCUAAGUUGAUUUAAUUUAAAAAUAAUUGCAGGAGUAUUUCCAGCAUGGUUUUCUGCACCUUGGAGCUUCCCCUAAUCAAUGAACUGUGAUGUUGUCAGGGCUGCUGUAAGCACAGACAGAAAGUGCCUCCUCUCUCUCAGUGAAUGAAGAUCCUUCAUACACAACUCUUGUUAACAUGUUCCUUAUCACCCAGGUGGACUGGGUUCCCAUCCCCCCCAAUGGGCAGUGCAUUAUUAAUGAAAUGUCAAAUCAAAUCCUCACUCUGAUGUUUAAAUUCCAAUGCUGACUGCAAAGCCAUUUUGUAAAUAUAUGCACAAAACAAAACAAUCAAAUGGAGCUGCAGUGGACAGUUAGCAAUUGGUCACAGUCGGCUGUACAGGUUAUUCUUGCUGUCAACAUUAAUAUGGAGUUUAAAGAUAAAUGGAAGUUUAAUCAGUUAUGGCAAGUUUCCUUUCUGUUACACAUCAGUGAAAAAUGUCUGACUGGGAAAUGGAUGGUCCAUCUCUGUGCCUUGCAUCAAAGGCGUCUAAAAAUGAACAAAGCUUUCAUUUUUAAAGUGCUUUUCAUUACCUCUGGAGUCCCAAAGUGCUUUAAAAUCAAUGACGUACUUUUGAAGUAUAGGAAAAGCAGCAGCUAAUUUGUCCACAGUAAGAUUCGACAAACAGGAAUGUGAUAAUGACCAGAUAAUCAGUUUAAAAUAUUGGUAAAGUUAGAAGUGUUGGCGAGGACCCUGGUAGAACUUCAUGCUCUUUUUUCAACAUAACAUCAUGGAAUCUUUUAUGUUAAUCUCAGUUUGGGCCUAUGUUUAACAUCUCAAGAGAUAGAUGACACCUUCAGCAGAGCGGCGCUCCCAAGUACCGCACUGAAGUGUCUGCCGAGAUUAAAUACUCAGUCAUUGGAGUGGUACGUUGAAUCAGAGGCAAGAGUGGGGAUAUCAGAAUGAAUCACCCUGACACUGGUUUACAAGUGGAAAAAGACCUGAUAGUGACUGACAGUAAAUGGUGCUUAUGUACCUCAUUAUAAUAUUAUCCUUGAGAAGCAGCGCGGUGGCUCAACGGUUAGUGCUGCUGCCUCACAUUGCCAGCGAACUGAGUUUGAUUCCACCUUCGGGUGACUGUUCGUAGGAAUUUGCACAUUCUCCAUGUGUCUUGGUGGGUUUCCUCCGGCUGCUCUGGUUUCCUUCCAUUGUCUAAAAAUUUGCAGGUUAGGUGGAUUGGCUAUGGGAAAUACAGGGUUAAAGGGAGAGGCUAGGGGUCUGAGUGAGAUGCUGUUUGGAGGGUCAGUGCAGUUUCAAUGGGCAGAAUGGCCUGCUUCCACGCUGUAAGGAUUCUAUGAUUCUAAACAGCUUCACCCAAAGAUGUACUUUACAAAAAGCAUCCUUAAUUAGGGUGCAAAAUCAGAAUUCUUGCAUAUUUAAUAUGUAUUUUUAAGCUGUUAUUGGGUAGAAUCCUUAUACCUGGCCAUUCAACUUAAUGGAUAUUUAACUGUGAAAAUUUGGUUAUGAGUUUGAAGGAUGUCACAUUUAAUAUUGUGGGAAUUUAACACUAUUUCCCCCACCCCAAUCUAUAUUACAACGUGACAAAAACCAUUCAGGAGAACAGCUGAAACAAGGACAGGAACUUGUCUGUUAUCUUCUCAUGGGAUUAGAAUAUAAACUGUUGUUAUCAGCAGCCAAAGAUGGCAUCACCCAAAAGACAGGGGAUGUCCACUCCAAUUAUAAAAUGCAAGGCCCUGGUGAUAUCCUUGGCCAGUUUGUGAUGUUAGCCUGAUCUAAGUCUGACUUAGGCCAAACCUGCUGAGAACUGUAUCAUGGACCUGAAGAAGUUGUGUGAGAUAAGUUGUUUUUGGUGUCUUGUGACUUGCAGGGCAGAAGUGUUCCUUCACAUCCCUAAGUGGUGGGCCUUCCUACUGUAUCAACAAUAGAAUCAGGUCCAUCACCUCCUUCGGAUCCUUUUACCCUGGCAGCAAUUCCGACCCAGUUAAAAUUGAAUCUUGUAGGGUAAUGAAAUUUAUACACGGGCUAGAAGCCAUAUGCAGCCCACCAGUCUGCACUGAUCAUUGUUGUCAUGGCUACACAUCACUGGGUCUCCAUUCAUAAUAUCUUUGGUAUGUUGAUAGGGCUUGAGUUAGUGCAGUUCUCCCUCCCUUUUCUCUUCAACUGCUGAGACUUUGGGGUUGUUGCAGUGUCCACAAAACUGGUUAGGAGGGCCUGUUCACAUGCAACUGGUGAACUUGUUUCUUCUUGUGAGGAAGAGAGUCCUCUGGUUAACCGGCCCACACUUGACUAAAAUAGGGUAUCAAAGGUGCCGAUCAGCUCUGGUUCCAGCAAUCAGAGAGUGAUGGUAUGUCGCUGUGGAGAAAUGCGUUGGUUAUUGCCUUUGGUAAAAGGCCAGCAAUAGUGGUGCAUAAUCCUUCAAAUCAAUCCCAUCUUGGUGAUUGUUCAUGGUGCAUUGGUCUGUUCACCAAGGUGGGGGUGGCAUUGGAGGAGAGGGGCAGAAAGGCUGGGCAUGAAGAGAACUGAAUAUAAUGUGUGUAAAUCCAGUUAAUUACAGCUUUCCUGUAUAGCAUCAGAGUGAGAGUUUCAAUCUGAAACUGGACAAUUUGUUUUGACACUGAUUGGUGAUGGAAACUCAACAGUUAAAAAUGGGUUAAUGGUUGAAAUGUUUCAUAUUUUGCUGCUUUGCUUUAUUACUUCGCACUUUUGUAUUUUCCAUGUUCUGUAACAGGCCAGAAAAUAAGCAAAGAACGAAAAGACAAGUGAAUAUUGGCAAUGAAAUCAACAGAUUGUGAGCAGGAUACUGAAAUGAGGGGCAAUACUAGAAUUGUCAGUAAAUCGAGGUGUAAUUCAACUGUUCCAUCUCUUUCUGUAAUCCCCUUGAAGGGGCAAGGAAAUUCUGGAGUAGGGGUACUUUUUGUUCACAAUACACUAUUGUCAGUGUGAUAUCCUUGCCAGAAUGUGUUUUCUUCCAUGCAUGUAAACCAAUACCCAAUGGAGUUUUGGCAUCUAGUGGAUCUAGACCUCAUCAGGUGUCUUGGUCUAUGAAGUGUUUCCCAUGAAACCACUCAGGGAUGGUCCUGGCCACUGGUGACACUGGAGCCAUCUAACAGGGAAGGUUCCUCAGCUCCAGGGUCCCUCCUCAAAUCACGCCAACCAAAAUUCUUGCCCAUCUGUUGCUCCAUAAAAUGAGGAAUAUGUAUUUCACAGAAACUACUUCUCUCCAGAAACUUCCUCUCCACUUGCACAAUGAGGUGUGACAAUUAUUUUCUGAAUAUUCUGUAGGUUUUAAGGCUGAGGAACAUUUUUGGGAAAAUCUAGAAAAGACCCUUGCUUUCCAUUCAGCCUGUCCUUCAACAUAAACAGGCACUAAGACUAUUUUGAGCAAGAUGCCAGGUACGAUUCCAGUUCCUGGAGUUAUUCAUGUUACUUUUUUUUUCUGGUUUGAGUUUCCUGACAGGAGCAACAACAAUUGACAUUAGGGGCAUCAGAAUGGGUGGGGAGUGGUGGCUGGUACAGUGAGUAAUUAGUUGGGAUUCCUGCUCCUGACAGCCAUCCAUUGACUAUGUGCGCGAUUGUCAAGUGAGGACAGUAUUGAAUGUCCUCAGCCUGAGGUAUUGAGGCUGAUCGUAACACAGACAUUUCUGAGCUUGGCUGAUCCACUAAUUGUAAUAGUGGCAGGCAAUUGGGCUUAGAACCUUCAAACUCAGAUGGUUGUAAAAAGUUGUGGAGCUAGUGAUCUGGAGUUGCUGUAGAUUGAUUCUAGCGACAGUUCCCAAAAAACACAUUCCGGUAUCCUUUGUGUCAUUUUAUGGGUAAGAUGGAUAUUUCAGGUCCACAUUGCAUAAGAGUCAAAUGUGUGUAUAUUUUGAGCUGAGUUUUCACACUCUCGAGCUGCUCUUACUGUUGCUUCUGUUCGUGGUCCCAUUCAUUAUUAUUAUUGGACAGUGUACUAAU